GUCGCGGCGCCGGUGUAAAACCGUACAAUGUUCAGCUGUUUCAGCUGCAUUUCCCGCCUGACCAGUUGAGGGCCACUUAAGGCCGCUCCUCCGACACCAUGGGGAACGGCAUGAACAAGGUUUUACCCGGCCUCUAUGUGGGGAAUUACCGGGAUUCAAAAGAUUCUUCGCAACUAGCCAAACACAACAUCACCCACAUCCUAUCCAUUCAUGAUACAGCUAAGAAAAUUCAUUCGGACAAACAUUACCUUUGCAUCAUGGCCGCAGACACUCCAGAUCAAAAUUUAACGCAAUAUUUUUCUUUAUGCAAUGACUUUAUACAUGCUGCUAGACUUAGAGAUGGAAAUGUUUUAAUUCACUGCUUAGCUGGCAUGUCUAGAAGCGUAACAGUGGCUGUGGCUUAUAUCAUGUCGGUGACGAACCUAAAUUGGAAGGAAGCUUUGAAAGUCGUUAGGGCCGGACGAGCGGUCGCUAAUCCCAACCUGGGGUUCCAAAGUCAGCUACAAGAUUUCGAACUUACCAGGCUUAUUGAAGAAAGGCGAAGGCUCAAAGAGCGCUACCCAAGCAGAGCCUUGAUCAGCAAAGACCAGGAGCAGUGCGCGCUCAUGUUAAACAACUACGAGGAGCUGCUCCAGUCGCGCAGCAUCUGCGAAGGGCGCUGCGCAAUGGGCGAAGAAUGUCCUACCGGCGUGUGUCGCAACCCUACGCAGCAAAGGCGAAGCCGAAGAAGAAACAGCCAGCGAUCGCAAUCGGAAAUGUCCAGAAGUCCAAGCGUUACAAGCACCACCAGUACUGGUAGCACAUCCAGCACACGUCCCCGAUCUGGACCUGCUGGACUAAGAAGCUACACAGGAUCCGCCCCUCCGUCCAGAACCGGCUCCAAGGCGGACAUAUCGAAAUUAGGGGCGACAUUAACGGCUCCCUCCACUCCUCAGUCGAGCCCUCCCGUGUCUCCCAAGCGUCUGGGAGGUCGUAUUUCGGUCCCGAAGCCACUCAAAGAGGACGAAAGCGACUCAUAGCAUUCGGCUAAAUCAAACGAUUUCGACGCAAGCGAUGGUAGAAGUAGUUUUUUACACGAAAGGUUGAUGUAGGUUUAAGGAUAAGGUACAGUACUAAUACACAGUAUAUCCUGAUUCUGUGGGCAAACACAUUUUUUGUAUCAUGCUUCGUCGAGCUAACCAUGACAACCAAAAAAGUAAAACGUUUAAUAUUUUGCGUGCACAAAAAACACCGAGAUUAAGCUGUUUAUUAUAGAGGUGGGCUGUUCGAUACGAUACGUAUCGAUACAAGUGAUACGGACGGGAUAUCGUUAGAAUCGAUAUAAAUUUAUGUAUCGAAUACAUUGUAUCGAUUAUUUAGCUAAUUAUGAAAAGUACUUAUAAUGUGCAGCUGACUUUUAAGUGGCUAU
Messenger RNA from Brassicogethes aeneus, 1408 nucleotides. Lineage: Eukaryota; Metazoa; Arthropoda; Insecta; Coleoptera; Nitidulidae. The record is from the annotation of a GenBank genome assembly.